AGAUGACCCAGUCCAUCAUGGAGAGCCUGUUUGGAGACGAUCCUUUCUUCGAGGACAUGUAUCUGCUGUGGCCGAGACGCUGCAGCGUGACCGAGAGAUUCCUGCAGCGCAGAGAGCAGAUGAUGGAGAGCUUCAGGGCAGACAUUGGAGACAGACUCAUAAACAAUCUCUUUCAGAGCCUGGAUGAAAUCUUCUCCUCACCAUCAUCUUCCUCAACGUCCGCUGGCAGACUCACAGGCCCCAGCAUUUUCUCUCUCGACACUCGCGGCUUCUCUCCAGAAGACAUCACUGUCACUGUGUGCGGCCGAGCGCUGGAGGUCAAGGUGACAAAGCCAAAGGCGGAGACCGACUCUUCUGCUCCUGCAGGAUUCUCCCGGAGCGUGGAGCUCCCAGAGCACAUCGAUCCGUCCACACUCACCUGCACGCUGGGGGAUGACGGCAUCCUCAAGAUCGAGUCUCAGGUCAAAGAGGCCGAUUCAGAGCAGCAUGCUGUCCCGGUGCGAUUCAGAACGUCGCUGGAUUUCCCCCUGAAUAAAGACGACACAAGUGAAACAGAGCAGAAAAAUGACUAG
Molecule: messenger RNA, 572 nt
Organism: Neoarius graeffei (lesser salmon catfish)
Lineage: Eukaryota; Metazoa; Chordata; Actinopteri; Siluriformes; Ariidae
Gene: hspb9
Product: heat shock protein, alpha-crystallin-related, 9
Exons: 1
Coding region: 3-572 (189 amino acids)
Biological process (GO): response to heat; protein refolding
Molecular function (GO): protein folding chaperone
Source: RefSeq, a predicted model, not a curated record